Molecule: messenger RNA, 675 nt
Organism: Engraulis encrasicolus (European anchovy)
Lineage: Eukaryota; Metazoa; Chordata; Actinopteri; Clupeiformes; Engraulidae
Gene: lhfpl5a
Product: LHFPL tetraspan subfamily member 5a
Exons: 5
Coding region: 1-675 (224 amino acids)
Biological process (GO): detection of mechanical stimulus involved in sensory perception; sensory perception of sound
Cellular component (GO): plasma membrane
Source: RefSeq, a predicted model, not a curated record
AUGAUUUCGGCCCCCGAGGCCGCUAGGAUCUACCACACCAACUACGUCAGGAACGCCAGAGCCAUCGGAGUCCUGUGGCAGGUGUUGACGACGGUGUUUGCUAUAAUCGACAUGGUGGUCUUCAUCCAGCCAUACUGGAUUGGGGACAGCGUCAACACACCGCAGGCCGGAUACUUCGGUCUCUUCCACUACUGCAUCGGGAACGCACUCACUGGGGAGCUGACAUGCAAGGGUAGUGCUCUUGAUUUUGGCUCGAUCCCGUCGGGGGCGUUCAAGACGGCCAUGUUCUUCGUGGGCAUCUCCAUGCUGCUGGUGGUCGGCUGCAUCGUCUGCUUCAGUCUCUUCUUCUUCUGCAACUCGGGAAGCGUCUACAAGAUCUGCGCCUGGAUGCAGAUGGCCUCAUGCGGCUGCAUGGUGAUUGGCUGUCUGAUCUAUCCUGACGGCUGGGACUCGUCGGAGGUGAAGCGCAUGUGUGGCCAGCGUACGGAUAAGUAUAAGCUGGGCAACUGCACGGUGCGCUGGGCCUUCAUCCUGGCCAUCAUCUCCAUCUGCGACUCCCUCAUGCUCGCGUUCCUCGCCUUCGUACUCGGGAACCGCCAGGACCAGCUGCUGCCCGAGGACUUCGAGGACAAGGGUGAGGAGAGGAACCUUUUAGUACUGAGGAGGAACCUUUAG